This is a messenger RNA of Cladocopium goreaui, 1476 nucleotides long. Lineage: Eukaryota; Dinophyceae; Suessiales; Symbiodiniaceae. The record is from the annotation of a GenBank genome assembly.
AUGCUCAGAUUUGGUCCAGAAAAUCAGGCAGAUCCAUCCUAUUGUGUCAGUGUACGGGAAGGACGUGCUGGUGAUGGAAGCGACAUCAUUCUCUGGAAGUGCAAUGACUCUCCAGCCUUUCACUGGGAAGUAGACGGGGAGUUCAUCAAGUACAAAGCAAAGCCAAGCUACGUCAUGAGUGUGCGUCAAGACAAUCCCAUGGACGGCGCUGACUUGAUUCUCUGGCGCGGUGCGGGGAUGAACGACAAGUGGACCUUCGACGGUAAGCUGGUGAGAAUGGACUCCGACCGGUCCAAGUGCCUCUCUGUGAGCGGAAAGGCUGGAGAGGGCUCCAAUGUGGUCAGCGCCAGCUGUGGCACUGGAGAACCACCCGUCAGAUGGAUCAGAGAGGGCAAAUUUAUCAAGUGGGAGUCCAACCCCAGGUACUGCCUUUCCAUCCGGCGUGGACACAUCAUGGAUGGCGAGGAUGUGAUCCUCUGGAACUGCAUGGACAGCCCAGAGUUCUACUGGGAGGUGUCAGGCUCCUACAUCCAGCAUGCAGCAAAUCAGGCCUAUUGCCUGUCAGUUCGCGAAACCAGCGGACGGAAGGCUGUUGCCACGGCCAUGAUUUGGUCCUGCCAGGCUACGGAGCCCUUGGGCUUGCCAGUCUCAGCUGAUCAGAGGCAGCAAUCUAUGGCAAGUGAGAACAUCUGGAUUGUGGAAGGGCCUUACAUCAAAUCAUCGCUGGACUCCAAGUACUGUGCCAGCGUCCGAAAGGGAGAGGUGACAAAUGGAGCUGACAUCAUAAUGUGGCACUGCAUGGAUAGCCACGAGUUCAAGUGGACUGUGAAGGAUGGUUUGAUCAAGUCUGCAGCUCAUCCAGAAUAUUGCAUGGGCGUCCGAGAGGGUAAGGCCGGCGACGGUGCAGACAUUAUUCUCUGGAGCUGCGAGAAUGUGGACGCCUUUCGAUGGAAGGUUGAUGGCAGCUCCAUCGUGUACAAACCUGAUCCGCGCUAUUUCAUGACUGUGAGACAAGGCCGUCUUGGAGAUGGCGCCAACGUGAUUCUGUGGUCCGGUUACAUCAAUCCCUACCUCUUCUCCAUCGAAGGAAAUUUGAUUAAGUCCAAAGCCGACAGCAGCAAGUGUGUCUCAGUCCGCGAGGGGAAGGUGGGCGAUGGUUCAGACAUCAUUCUCUGGUCUUGCGCAGAGACGGACGGCUUUCGUUGGGCCGUGUCUCACGAGCACAUCGUGCUUGACCAUGGGUCCAACAAUCACUGCCUUUCGGUCAGGGAAGGCAAUGCUCAGGAUGGUGCAGACAUCAUUCUGUGGACUUGCGGUGAUGGAUAUGCAGAUCGCUGGGUGGUGGAUGGCGACCGACUCAGAUACAAGGGCAACAAGAACUACUGCAUGAGCGUCAGAGAAGGCCGAAUAGGCGACGGCUCGGACAUAAUUCUUUGGGCCUGCGAUGAGCCAUACGAUUUGGACGAUGAGCUCUGA